AUGGCACUGCGAAAGAUUAUCUUGGUUACCGGCGGCAAUGGUGGAAUUGGCUAUGAGACAGUCAAAGCCCUGCUUGGAUCCGACAAGCCGUAUCAUAUACUAAUGGGUAGUCGGUCCCUGGACAAAGCCAAGGUCGCAAUGGAGGCUCUGCGCAGCGAAGUUCCUGGCACAACCAACACAGUUGAGCCUGUGCAAGUCGACCUGACAAGCGAUGAAUCCAUUGAGAAUGCAUUCAAACAGGUCGAAGCAAGCCACGGUCUUGUGGAUGUUUUGAUCAAUAAUGCUGGAGCAACAUUCGACAUUGAAUACACGGCUGGAAAGGUCUCUCUCCGCGACUGCUUCAAUAAAGCAUACGAUGUCAACGUGGCUGGCACCAAUGUUAUGACAGCAAUAUUCAUGCCGCUUCUUCUCAAAUCCACAGACCCGCGUUUGAUUUUUGUUGCUGGUCUAUCCGCCAUCAACCAAGCUGGCGAAUCGUAUUUUCCAACACCUCCCCAGCCAGCGGGUUGGCCCAAGCAAAUCGACUUUGAGACUAUCGGAUAUCGCUGUAGCAAGACUGCGCUUAAUAUGCUAAUGCUGGAUUGGAACCACAAGCUCAAGGCUGAUGGAGUCAAAGUGUGGGCUGUUGGGCCGGGUAUGCUUGCUACCAAUCUUGGAGGGAUUCCGGAAAAAGCCAAAGCUAUGGGAGCCAAGCAUCCUAGUAUCGGCGGGGAAUUCCUGAAGAUGGUUGUUGAGGGUGAGAGGGAUUCAUCGACUGGGAAGCUUGUGGUGAGGUCUGGGACUAUGGAUUGGUAA
Messenger RNA from Penicillium nucicola, 795 nucleotides. RefSeq lists its product as uncharacterized. NCBI's taxonomy places the organism in Eukaryota, Fungi, Ascomycota, Eurotiomycetes, Eurotiales, Aspergillaceae. The record is from RefSeq and is a predicted model, not a curated record. Bases 1 to 795 code for a protein of 264 amino acids. The transcript is spliced from 2 exons.